Messenger RNA from Acomys russatus (golden spiny mouse), 1604 nucleotides. It is a transcript of the gene Socs3, whose product is annotated as suppressor of cytokine signaling 3. The record is from RefSeq and is a predicted model, not a curated record. Gene Ontology annotation, cellular component: phosphatidylinositol 3-kinase complex. Gene Ontology annotation, biological process: intracellular signal transduction; phosphatidylinositol phosphate biosynthetic process. Gene Ontology annotation, molecular function: 1-phosphatidylinositol-3-kinase regulator activity. NCBI's taxonomy places the organism in Eukaryota, Metazoa, Chordata, Mammalia, Rodentia, Muridae. The coding region runs from base 609 to 1286 and encodes 225 amino acids. The transcript is spliced from 2 exons.
CGCUUUGUCUCCCUCUCCGUGAGUCUCGGCGGGUCCUGGAGGCCCCAGCUCCAGGCCCGCCCUCGACUGCCCGCGGCCCCUCCCUCGCCCUCCGCUCACAGCCUUUCAGUGCAGAGUAGUGACUAAACAUUACAAGAAGACCGGCCGCGCAGUUCCAGGAAUCGGGGGGGGCGGGGCAUGCUGGCUGGGUAAAUACCCGCGCACACGGCCUCGGCGGCGGCUCUAACUCCGACUGUUCAUUCGCCUGCUCUCACCACCGCUGUCUCUCCGGGCUCCCGGACGGCCCCUGCCCGGCCCAGCUCUCUGUCGUGGCCCCUCGCCCGGGUCCUUUGCCUGAUCCAUCUCGGGGCGCGCCUGAUCGGCCCCGGGGACAGCGAAGCCAAAGGGGACGCAAGCACAGGGAGCCCCUUUGUGGACUUCACGACCGCCAACAUCUGGGCGCAGCGCGGGCCGCCACCGCCUCGCCUUGGGGACCGUAGGAGGCACAGCCCCAAGGCCAGAUACUUCGCUUCGGGACUAGCACCCCGGGAUGCGGUAGCGGCCGCUGUGCGGAGGCCGCCAAGCAGCUGCAGCCACCACCGCGCAGAUCCACGCUGGCUCCGUGCGCCAUGGUCACCCACAGCAAGUUUCCCGCCGCCGGGAUGAGCCGCCCCCUGGACACCAGCCUGCGCCUCAAGACCUUCAGCUCCAAGAGCGAGUACCAGCUGGUUGUGAACGCCGUGCGCAAGCUGCAGGAGAGCGGAUUCUACUGGAGCGCCGUGACGGGCGGCGAGGCGAACCUGCUGCUCAGCGCCGAGCCCGCGGGCACCUUUCUUAUCCGCGACAGCUCGGACCAGCGCCACUUCUUCACGCUGAGCGUCAAGACCCAGUCCGGGACCAAGAACCUACGCAUUCAGUGCGAGGGGGGCAGCUUUUCGCUGCAGAGUGACCCCCGGAGCACGCAGCCAGUUCCCCGCUUCGACUGUGUACUCAAGCUGGUGCACCAUUACAUGCCGCCCCCGGGGGCUCCCUCCUUCUCUUUGCCACCUACGGAACCCUCCUCUGAGGUGCCAGAGCAGCCACCUGCCCAGGCGCUCCCCGGGAGUGCCCCCAAGAGAGCUUACUAUAUCUAUUCUGGGGGCGAGAAGAUUCCGCUGGUACUGAGCCGACCUCUGUCCUCCAACGUGGCCACCCUCCAGCAUCUCUGCCGGAAGACUGUCAACGGCCACCUGGACUCCUAUGAGAAAGUGGCCCAGCUGCCUGGACCCAUUCGGGAAUUCCUGGACCAGUAUGAUGCUCCACUUUAAAGAGCAAAGGAGUCAGAGGGGGGCCUGGGUCGGUCGCCUCUCCUCCGAGGCACAUGGCACAAGCACAAAAAUCCAGCCCCAGUGGUCCGGUAGCUCCCAGUGAGCCAGGGGCAGGUAGGCGUCUUUCUCGGGCCCUCCCCUCGGCAGAGUGGGGCAGGAAGGACCUGGAAUGUGUCUGAGGGGAGGGGGAGUUGCCACCUGCUUUUAUCCCUCAGCUCCAGCUUCUCUCUCAAGAGGAGCCAGCUGGCCUGGUGGGACAAUAACAUUGACAAGUGGACUCUCCUCUGUUCUCUCCUUCCUCCACACCGCCUCUGCUUC